Acipenser ruthenus (sterlet) is the source of this 3315-nucleotide messenger RNA. Its product is annotated as mediator of DNA damage checkpoint protein 1-like. The transcript is spliced from 11 exons. The record is from RefSeq and is a predicted model, not a curated record. Lineage: Eukaryota; Metazoa; Chordata; Actinopteri; Acipenseriformes; Acipenseridae. The coding region runs from base 186 to 2855 and encodes 889 amino acids.
AAUGGAGAGAAUAUGGGGGGACUAUGAAAGGCUGGAAAGUGAAUUAUUUGUUCUCAGAUCGCAUUUGGAGCACAUAUUCCGAUUCGGGACGUCCCAGGAACAGACUGAGGCGCACAGAGAACUCUGGAUGAUGGACGACAUCCUGUCGGGGCUGCGGGGUCAACAAGAACAACUUCCGGGUCGCCAUGGAGUCACCCAGGCACAUUACUGGAAUGCCUCCUUCUCCAGUCCUCCAGAGAAACAGUCUACAUCCUGGUGCUCCUAUCCCAUCAACCCUUGCUCCUAGCCCCAGAGAAGCUAGUUCUCAAAAGGAACACUCUAUGGGGUUAGAUGAAACUCCACCCCGCCCCCCUUUGCCAGUGGAGCAUCAUGGGAGCCCAGGAAAGCCAUCCCACAAGGCUGAGCUAGUGGCCAAUGAGAGGAGAGAGGCGGGGCUUGAGUGUCUGGAGAGCGAAUCAGAGAAAGAGUCUCCUCUAAGAUCUUAUUACAGUGAACAGAUUUUACCUCAGUCUCUUCAUUCAAGCAGAAACUUAUCUGUCUAUCACCAAGAACAAGGGAAAGUACUCCCAGUCUGCCCAGUGUCUCUCCCCUGCCACAGCACCCCCAUCUGGACACUGAGUGAACCUGCGAGAAAGGAAGUGGGGUCGCGCAGGGGUCGUAUGAGCGCCGAGGAGCAGAAAGAGAGGAUGAGGAGGAACCAGGAGAGGUUGUCCAAUGAGGAGAGACUGAGGAAGAGCGGCCCGGCCAAUCACAGCCAGGGCCAGAGGUCACCGCAGCAAAGGGAGCAGUUGAGUCAUGUUGCAGCAGACGAUCUCGUUGUCUCUUCUGGCUGUGAUGUCACAGACGGUUGCCGGGUGACGCUUGUCCGGACCUCCUUCCUGCCCUCGACCCUCAUGGCUCGCCGCGUCUCUCUCGAGGACCCCUCGGAGCUGCCCGCUGCUCUGCCCGAACAGACAGCGACACGCAGGACCACUAGGGAGACGCCCUCUACCUCGCCUGAGCCAAAAACGCAGCUCAGGACCCUGAGACAGAUGGCCACCUCGCUGCCCGAGGAGAUAACAUCAUUUAGGACCCCAAGUAAGGUGCCCUCUACCCCGCCUGAGCUACAAACAGAAUCUAGAAGAGAGAGACGGUCGGCCACAUCACUGCCUGAACAGAUAACAUCAUUCAGGACCCCAAAAAAGGUACUUGCUACCCAGCCAGAACAAAUAACAGCAUACAGGACCCAGAGAGAGGCAUCCUUGACUCCGCCUGAGCAAAAAACACAGCUCAGGACCCAAAUAUCAGGACCGCCCUCCCCAUUGCCUGUUUACACCACAAACAGGACCCAAGCGGAGCUGCCCUCUCCACUGCCUGUCUGCACCACAGCGAGGACCCCAAGCAGCUCAGGGUCGUCCGUCAACCUGCCUGCAGAGAAACAGGAAGCGAGGGCGGGGCUAGCCCUGACCGGGGGCAUGCUGGGUAAUGGGAGGAGCCAGCGAGCAGAGAGAGAGAGAAAAAGAGAGGGAGAGGGAGAGAGAGUGGUGAGAAGAGAGAGGCACUGCCCCCCAAAGGUCAUAGUGCGUGCCCCUUUCCUGAACUCCGACCCUGACCUUUCCCUGACCCCUGAAGAGAUUGCGGUCAAGCAGAGAAAAGUUGACAAAAUCCGAAGCAUGGUGACCAAGAGUGUAGCUCAGGAGAGGUGCAGUACCUCUCUCAUUCCCCUAGAGGGCGACGGGGAGAGGGAGCGCAUCAUCAGCCUCUCUUUCGCUCUGGCCAAUGAGGCUUCGAGGAGGAGUCGUGAGAUGGCUGCUCAGUCUCUGCUGGACUGCAGUGACUCCAAUGCCGAGAAUGAUGAUUUUUGGAAAUUUACUACGAGAGAGAAGAGUGAAAUUUGGGGUUCCCUGAAUUUCGGGGGCCCCCGACUCCCUAGCCCCGCCCCCAGCCCCCCCCGGCCAUCCCACAGUGCAGUGGGGCGACAGGAGACCGAAGAGAGCACAGGACAGCCCUCCAAUCAGCUCCUGUAUAUCUCAGAAGAGGCAGCCAAUAGGAAUCUGAGCUCAGAGACGGCCACCAAUCAGAAUGAAGGGUUGGAAAUGCCAGCCAGUGAUAAUCAAGGGGGGAAUGCCUCGCCCAAUCAGAUUCGACCGGACGCCAGAUUGACGCCCAGUGAAAACGAAGGGAGAAACGUUUCACCCAAUCAAACUGAAGGUCUUGAAAUGUCGGCCAGUCAAAUUCGAGGGAGAGACGGCUCGCCCAAUGAGAUUCAGCUUGACUCCAAAAUGCCGUCCAGUGAAAUCGAAGGGAUUGAUGCGUCGUCCAAUCAGAACAAAGACAAAAACGUGUCGACCAGUGAAACCGAAGGCUUGGAAAUGUCACCCAAUGAAAUGGAAGAAGGCUACGAACUUCCGACCAAUGAAAUUGAAAGGAGAAAAACCUCGCCCAAUGAAAUCGAAGACCCCAAACUGCCGCCCAAUGAAAUUCACAUCCUGGAAGAAAUAACGACCUAUCAAAUCUUCAGCUCUGACAAACGAGCCAAUCAGCAAGCUCAGCUGGCCAAACCACCAUCCAAUCAGUGCUCAGUACCCCAAACGGCCAAUCAAAUCACAGCGGCAGAAAAAAACAACGCUUUCGUCAAAGCGGCAAAUCAGAAAGCAGAAACCCAACAUCUAGCCAAUCAGAGCUCAGGAGAGACUGCAGCAGAACGACCCGGCCAGCAGAGAACCAAUGGGAUCCUGUUUUACAUCCGAAAAGAGGCGGGACCUGGCCAGGAGUUAGCCAGUCCGGAUUCAGGGUUCUGUGAGGCGGACCUAACAGCCAAUCAGACCUCAGCUUUUGAAGACAGUCGUUUGACAGUGCUGCACACCAGUCUGUGAUGUCAUAACCAUUCAAACGCUUGACAUUUUUAAUUUUGUGGAGGAGGGUCACAGAAAGUGAAAGAGAGAGAGAGAGAGAAAGUAGAAGAGAGAGAGAGAGAGAGAGCGCGAGAGAGAGAGAGAGAGAGAGAGAGAGAGGCAGCAGCAGCAAGAUGAGCUCUUAAUUUAAACUAAAAAAAUGUUAAUCUAGAGUAAAUUUAAUUGUGAGAAUUAAGAAUAUAAAUCAGUAAGAACAAAUAAAAAACAAAUGGAAAACUUUUACUACAGAAAUAAGACAUCCAGGAAAAAUUAAACAAUUAAACAAGAAAGAAAGAAAGAAAGAAAGAAAGAAAGAGAAAGAAAGAAAUAGAAAGAAAGCAAAAGAAAAGAACUGAACUGAAGAGGAAAAGAAAAGAAAUAAGACCUCCAGGAAAAUUAAACAAGAAAGAAAGAGAAAGAAAGAAAGAAACAGAAAGAAAGA